UCAACCAAUAAAGAGCUUUGAACAAGUAAGAGAUGGAGAAGAGUGGUCUGCAAAGGUCUACCACUUCGUUCAGGAGACAAGGCUCAUCAGGGUUGAUUUGGGAUGACAAGUUUUUAUCAGGUGACUUGAACAAAAUGAAGCUUAACAAUCAACGUAGCCGAUCGGAAAAUGGUGACGGGAAUAUGUACCGGACGACGAUGAAGGUGGCGCCCCCUAGCUUCGACCCUCCUUCUCCUAAGGUCUCUGGUUGUGGCUUUUGUGGGAUUUUUGGCAAACCGGAAGCAGCGCCCACAAAGAGAAGAUCAAAGAAACGUUAGUAAUGAUCAAGUACAGCAUAAUUAUUAUGUUGUAUGCUAUAUAUACAGGGCAUUCCGAUUCCAAUUUAUGUAUGUUAUUUUAUUUGUUUGGGUGUUAAAUUUCCACAUAAUACAGAAUUCCAGUUGAAAUAUGUGUAUGAGAGCACAAA
Molecule: messenger RNA, 466 nt
Organism: Gossypium raimondii (Peruvian cotton)
Lineage: Eukaryota; Viridiplantae; Streptophyta; Magnoliopsida; Malvales; Malvaceae
Exons: 1
Coding region: 33-317 (94 amino acids)
Source: RefSeq, a predicted model, not a curated record